Messenger RNA from Bactrocera latifrons, 2651 nucleotides. It is a transcript of the gene PhKgamma, whose product is annotated as phosphorylase b kinase gamma catalytic chain, skeletal muscle/heart isoform. Bases 749 to 2650 code for a protein of 633 amino acids. The transcript is spliced from 8 exons. The record is from RefSeq and is a predicted model, not a curated record. Gene Ontology annotation, cellular component: phosphorylase kinase complex. NCBI's taxonomy places the organism in Eukaryota, Metazoa, Arthropoda, Insecta, Diptera, Tephritidae. Gene Ontology annotation, biological process: glycogen biosynthetic process; protein phosphorylation. Gene Ontology annotation, molecular function: calmodulin binding; ATP binding; phosphorylase kinase activity.
UUGUAAAUUUUUAUUUUUUACGACAAUUGCUUUUGCAUAUAAAAAUUUUUUCCUUGCUCAUCGGAAUGUUGCUCUUCGACCAUUUGUGAACGAAUCAACGCAUAAGACACGCCGUGGAGCAGCUCAACGCAAGCGCGAGUGUGCAUCGUUGAUAUAUUGUGUGUUUAAAUAAAAACGAAGUGUCAGUGGAUAAAGAAGCAACAGUGGAAACAGCGCGAAACGCAGCGUCGGCAAAAGUAUUUGACUGAAAUCGCAUCAAAUUUAUAAAUAAAUUGCUAUUUCGCAAAUGUUAAUUAUUUACCGACGCAAAGAAAACUUGCUAUAUAAUUUGUGAACAAACUUUGUAGUAAAUUGUAGUGCAUAAGGAAUCAUUAAUAUUUAGAAUACAAACGCUACGUCGAAAGCUGCUGAUAAAUAAGUAAUAAAUAACGCGUGAAAAACAGCAAAAUCAAAAACGUCAUUAAUUAACAAAUAAUCAUAUCGGUGGCUAAAACGUUGUACCCCGCUAUAUAACCACCCAAAUCAGCUCCUUUGCAUAUUACGUGGUCAUCUAUAAGUUACCUAAAAAGCGACUAAUGGCGUUAAGUUACUAAUUGAAUCGUGCUCUGAUUGUUAGUAUCGAAGUGUAGUUUACACUCUUCUCCAACCCCAAUUUGCUUUUGGAUUAAAUAGCUUAAAUUGACUGUGCGCUGCGCAUUGAUUUUUCUUUGCAUUUUUGAAUUUGACCGUCAAAAUUCCACCAGAACCAAUGGCUAAGGACGAGGAAGAGGAUGAUGUUUUGCCCGAUAAGGAUGCGGCUAAGGGCUUUUAUGCAAAAUAUGAACCUAAAGAGAUAUUGGGAAGAGGCAUCAGUUCCACAGUACGACGCUGCAUUGAAAAAGAGACCGGCAUCGAGUUUGCCGCCAAAAUCAUCGACCUUGGCGCCGCCACAGAAGCUGGCGAUACCAAUCCAUAUCAUAUGCUCGAAGCCACAAGACAGGAAAUUUCAAUACUCAGACAAGUUAUGGGUCAUCCUUAUAUAAUUGAUCUACAAGAUGUCUUCGAAUCGGACGCUUUCGUCUUUUUAGUAUUUGAAUUGUGUCCGAAAGGUGAACUCUUCGAUUACCUCACCUCGGUUGUAACGUUGUCGGAGAAGAAGACACGCACCAUAAUGCGACAAAUAUUUGAGGGUGUCGAAUAUAUACAUGCAAAGAAUAUUGUACAUCGAGAUUUGAAACCCGAAAAUAUUCUACUUGAUGAGAAUCAUAAUGUUAAAAUUACAGAUUUCGGUUUUGCGCGACAACUGAAGGGGGACGAGAAGUUAACAGACCUCUGUGGCACGCCUGGCUAUUUGGCGCCGGAAACAUUGAAAUGUAAUAUGUUCGAAGGCUCGCCUGGAUAUUCCAAAGAAGUUGAUAUUUGGGCAUGCGGCGUCAUUAUGUUCACAUUACUUGUUGGCUGUCCACCGUUUUGGCAUCGCAAACAAAUGGUCAUGUUGCGCAACAUAAUGGAGGGCAAAUACAGCUUCACCUCACCCGAAUGGGCUGAUAUAUCAGAGGAUCCAAAGGAUCUCAUACGCAAAUGUCUAGUCGUCGAUCCAGCGAAACGAAUCACAGUGAAAGAAGUAUUAAAGCAUCCGUUCUUCAAUCAGAUGGUUUUAUGCUCCGAACCGUCGACUGAUGGCCGCACCACUUAUCAGCUGAAAUCGCAAAAUUUACGCAACUCGCCUAGCAGUGGCGCCCAGUUGUAUUACAAUCCUAAUAUUAUUAAAACACAGACGAACUAUAGUUACAACAAACUAGCGUCAACGUAUGCCAGCAAUAAUAUUAGUAAUGACAACAAUCGCAAGACUAUGACAAACUUGUACUUAAACAAACAAGCGAGUAAUCAAAGCAAUAAUAGCAAUAACACCUAUUCUCCAAACAUAACUACUUCCCCGAGUACGACAUUCCCUCAGGUGUACAAUAACAAUUACAAUCAACGCAAUUAUCAAAGUAAUGGUACGGCUGGUCCGACAACAUUCCUCUCUACAAAUCAAAAUAAUAACAGUAUUGGCACCGCAACGCCGACGCCGACUUCAUUUAUAACGCAAGAGCAGCAGCAUCAACAAUUUAUACAUAAACAACAGCAAACAUAUGAACAACAGGUGCCAACAACACAACACUGCGACCAUUAUUACAACAAAAAUCAUGAUCAAAGCUAUAAUAGUCAUUAUCAUCAUCAGCAUAAUAAUAGUACACAUGCUCCUCAUUGUCCAUACCAUCAGCAUCAUCAUCAUCAUCACUUAAAACCCUAUUUGCAUUAUUGUGAAUGUCAGCACAGUCAAGUGCAGUCGCAGCAACAAAAAUACAACGAUAAACAGUCAUUAAACACUGCUAGUAUAUCAUCCACAUCAACCACAAGCCCUUCCCACAUACAACUAGCGACGAACCCACCACAGCAGACAGCAUUUACAGCGGCAACAACGGCAUACGCAUCGAUCACAGAAAAUUACUGUGUUGAGUCCUUAAAUUAUUAUGCACAGGUUAGGCGACUUAAUGACAAAACACUUUUCCAUUGGGUAUUCUCUUUAUCAAAUAUCCCCUUUGGAAUUGUUUUUUAUGUGACUAAUUACAAGGGUCUGAGUGUAGAGCGUAGCUGGAGUGCCCUAACUGAAAUUAAAUCAAUGUGAU